Messenger RNA from Camelus dromedarius (Arabian camel), 6173 nucleotides. RefSeq names its product peptidase M20 domain containing 2 (gene PM20D2). The transcript is spliced from 7 exons. NCBI's taxonomy places the organism in Eukaryota, Metazoa, Chordata, Mammalia, Artiodactyla, Camelidae. Gene Ontology annotation, molecular function: dipeptidase activity. Bases 140 to 1441 code for a protein of 433 amino acids. The record is from RefSeq and is a predicted model, not a curated record.
GGCUCGGGGCGGGUCUCCGGGAGCUUUGGGGACGACCUGAGCGGACGCCGGGCGCGUGCGCAGGCGCGGUGGGCCGCAAGGAGGGAGCGAUCCAGCGGGCAUCCAGAGGAGCGUUGACCGGUCACCGGCGCUGGGCGCUAUGAGACCCGGCGAGGAGCGGCCCGUGGAGGGGGGCGCCUGCGCCAGCCUGUCGGAGCUGGAGCUGCUGAAGCUGCGCGCCUCGGAGUGCAUCGACGAGGCGGCGGAGCGCCUGGGGGCCCUGAGCCGCGCGAUCUGGAGCGAGCCCGAGCUGGCCUACGAGGAGCACCAUGCCCACGGCGUGCUGACGCGCUUCUUCGAGAGCGAGCCCCCAGCCGGGUCGUGGGCGGUGCAGCCGCACUACCAGCUGGCCACGGCCUUCCGCGCUGAGUGGGGGCCGCCGUGGGGCUUGGCGGCGCUGCGCCCGCUGCACCUGGGCUUCCUCUGCGAGUACGACGCGCUGCCCGGCAUCGGGCACGCCUGCGGCCACAAUCUGAUCGCCGAGGUCGGGGCGGCAGCCGCGCUGGGCGUGAGAGGGGCCCUGGAGGGCCUCCCCGGGCCGCCUCUGCCGGUGAAGGUAAUUGUCCUGGGAACCCCUGCAGAAGAAGAUGGUGGUGGCAAAAUUGAUUUAAUUGAAGCAGGGGCUUUUAAAAAUCUUGAUGUUGUUUUUAUGGCCCAUCCAUCUCAAGAGAAUGCUGCUUAUCUACCGGAUGUGGCUGAACACGAUGUGACUGUGAAAUACUAUGGAAAAGCAUCUCACGCUGCUGCGUAUCCCUGGGAAGGACUAAAUGCAUUAGAUGCUGCUGUUCUCGCCUAUAACAAUCUGUCUGUGUUAAGACAGCAAAUGAAACCAACCUGGAGAGUUCAUGGUAUAAUAAAAAAUGGUGGUGUAAAACCCAAUAUCAUUCCCUCUUAUUCUGAAUUAAUCUAUUACUUCCGUGCACCCUCAAUGAAAGAACUUCCAGUUUUGACCAAAAAGGCAGAAGAUUGCUUCAGAGCUGCAGCUUUGGCUACUGGGUGCACAGUAGAAAUUAAAGGUGGAGCACAUGAUUAUUACAAUGUUCUUCCCAAUAAGAGUCUAUGGAAAGCUUAUGUUGAAAAUGGGAAAAAGCUGGGAAUAGACUUCAUUUCAGAAGAUGCAAUGUUGAGUGGCCCUUCAGGAUCUACUGAUUUUGGAAAUGUUACUUUUGUGGUUCCUGGGAUUCAUCCAUAUUUUUACAUUGGAACAAAUGCCUUGAAUCAUACAGAACAGUAUACUGAAGCUGCAGGAUCACCAGAAGCUCAGUUCUAUGCUUUGCGAACAGCCAAAGUUCUGGCAAUGACUGCAUUGGAUGUUAUUUUUAAGCCAGAGUUGUUGGAAAGAAUCAGAGAGGACUUUAAAUUGAAACUUCAAGAAGAAGAGUAUUUAAAUACAGUAGAAUAAAAGGAAGAUUUCGGAGCCGCUGGUGGAUCAUUAGGAAGUGAUUUUUUUUCUUUAAUCUUUUUUAAUGAAGGGGGAGGGCAUGGCUUGUUUUUCAGUCUUAAAGGAGUCAGAUUCCUCUUACCUGAAAAGUGAGGACAUGAUGUGGAGAAAACACAUUACCUCAUAUCUAAAAUGAAAUUUCGCAAGUCUGUGUCUGAUAGAAUUGUGAUCUCACAGAGCUGGUAUGUGAUGGCAUUUCUUAAAUAACCUGGACGAUACAUGGUUUAUCAGUGAUGAUAUUUUAUAAAUUCUUAUGCUGUGUGAGUAUAUUUUAAAAGAUCCAAGAGAUUUCAUACCUUAUAUUCAGAAUUGACACAUGAAAGACUUUUUUUUUUUUUUUUUUGGUGUAGGGUGGUAAAAUUGUUCUAUAAAGUUGUUUUAAAAUUCAAGUUCUAAGUCUAGGGAAGGUUCAUUUGGAAUAUCUGACUGUAUCUGCUUUGCUUUGGGGAAUCUCUUCAUUGAUAAUAAAAAUAGGUUUUUAAUCAGAAAUGCUGUGGGGAGACAACCAGAAGCUCAGGUACAAAGAAUAAGUUUUAGUUUUACCAUUUGAAGGAAAAUGAAAAUGUUCUUUUUAACAUAUAAUUUACUCUAAGAAGUGGCAUUAAAGUGCUAUUCCUCAUUCCAUAUGCCUGUAAAUAGGAAAAACUACAGAUGGAUAGGAUUAGACUCUUCCUGUAAGGUGUUUGCUUGGUAGCCGCAUGUGUUCUAGAGGAAUUUAAUGAGAGGGGAGCGAUGUCUACUUAAUCUUGAAUGUUAAUGUCAUAUAACUGGUCCCCUCUACCCAGCCAGCUCUAUUCAGGCUUCUCAGAAUUUUAGCCUGUCCAGCCUGGCUGGACAAUGUAGUUGACAGAGUUUAGGGGACAGAAUUCUAAGCCUCCUUAAGCCCCGUGCUAGCCCAAUAUAAAUUUAAAAGUAUUACAAGUUUUUCCUGGUGUGAAUUUAUUGAACAUGAUAAAAGAAUGUGAAAAAAGUAUCUGGUAAAACAAGUAUUUAAAGCUGUGACUAUUUUUAAAGAAGAGUCCUCCAGUUUGAAUGUAAGCAUUCCAAAAAUGGAAGAGAGGAAAGAGAAGUGAGCAUUUGGCCUCUGCUGUAAGCAAGUCACUUGAGUGCUCUCAGCCUUUGGCUCCUCGUUUGGGAAGUUAGAUUAGGUCCCUUAUCCUUACAGUCCUUUAAACCUUUGAUUCCUAUUCUAUCUGAAAUACUUAAAGUUGAAAGAAAGAGAGGGGUAUUUGGGGGAAGAGUUAGUGUUUGAGAAUUGCUUUCUAUAUCGGGUCUGCAGACUACACCUGAUUUGGCAAGCGGCCUGAUUCUAUAUGGCUAGCAUGCUAAAAAUGGUCUUUACAUUUAUAACAAAGCAUCAGAGACCAGAUCAUGUGACCUGCAAAACUGAAAAUAUUUACUGUCUGGCCCUUUGUAAAAGAAAGUUUGCCAGCCCAUCCUAUAUAACAGUAAAAUAAAACCUGUUUCUCUUUUGAUUUACAUCAUACAAUCAGAUAUUCUCCUAGAAUAAAACUUCAAGCCUCUGAAUUGAAAACAUUGAGAAAGGCAAUUAGAUGGCAGUGCCCUGGUGUCGACCAUUAUAAUGCGUCAGGGAUUUGUCCUCACUGGGGCUUCUGACACUUUAGAAGUUUGCUUUCUUUUAGCAUUCACUUCAUUCUGGGAUCCAGCUACCCUACUGCCUUAAGACUGUCUCCUGUGCAAGCUACUCUUCUAACUCUUCGUAUCAGCUUUUAGAACUGGAUCCUCCAUGACACUCUGUAUCUGAUUAUUUAUAAUCUCAAAGAGUCAUGGUAUAUAUUUUACAAACAGGAAAGGGAUCAACAGAGGCUUCACGCUGAGAAUUGGGUAUGUCCAAGACCUCUGGUUUAUAAAAAAUAGAGUUUCCUAAUUAUCAAUUUAAUAAAUUUCUCAACUACAAGCUUUAAAUUUCUUAUAUAAAUCCUACGCCCUAAGGAAUGUGGUUUUAUUUUCUAACGCCUUGAUAAAAUUCUAAAACAUUGACUGUUGGCUGGUAUCCCGACACACCGAUGUUCUCCUGUCUUUUGUGAACUGUCACAAAUUAAUUGUUACUUGUACUUAUUUGUUUGUGAUAAAUUUACUUUUUAAAAGCAAAUUAGAGUGAAGUUCAGGUUAACAUUCUGUUGUUACCUGUUCACUUGUGUUCUGGUAAGUAUUCUGCCUGAGAGCGAGGUGUGGAGCUGCUGCUGGUGUGCAGGGAAUAUGUGUAUCUGUCCCAGCACUGUCCUCCACAACCCCGUCUGAGGAAGUGACAUUGAUGAGCUGCUAAGAUUUGUGUCACCUCUGAGUUUCUAUCAUUUUAUUUUCCUUUCAACAUUUUUAAAACUUGGUCAAAACAUGGCAUCACCCAUGGGAAUAUGUCCUGGAUUUAUCAUGUCGGAAAAGAGGUUGAGAACUGAUACUCUGGAGUCCGUCUAGAAGUAUGUUUUUUUUUUUUUCUCUCCAGAUCUCACCUUGACAUUUUACAUUAAUUCACUUUAACAGUUAUUUCGCAUAAUUCAGAUUUUUUAAAUCCCUUAUUACUUUUUGUAUACCAGUGAGUUAAUUGAGCCAUAUUACACUAAAAUUUGUAAAUAAAUACAUAAAUAAAUGCUGAGUCAGAAUCACAUGUCCAGAGGAUCCAACUGUAGCUAAUCUUCACUGUGUCAUUUGAAUUCAGGAGACUUCUUUUGUAAUGGUAGUUUUUCCUUUUGGAACUAAAUUCUUUCUUUACCCUCAUACAUCAAUGCCAUGUUUCUAUUGUGCUAAAUUCUCAUAAACGUUUAUACUUAGUUUAAAUUAGCCUUGUUGAUUGGUCCUCAUAUUUUGUCAUUAUAGCCUUUUUUUUUUUUUUUUUUUUUAGUGGAGGUACUGGGGAUUGAACCUAGGACCCUGUGCAUGCUAAGCAGGUGCUCUAAAACUAAGCUGUUUAUCCCUCCUGGGCCUUAGAUUUUGGAUUAUGUCUCCAAAGAUUUUGGUAGAUAAACAGAGGAGCACCAGAUUACAGGUGAACAGUGUCACUUUUAGAUAAAAAUGUUUAUAUAUAGCUCUUUAUUACUUAAAAGAUGAAUAUUUGUUUUUAGGACGUCGACAAAUGGAUAGGACUUUUAAUAAUUUAUUAUUUUGUUUCCUGUUUUUGAGAAGGGGGACAACUAACUUUUUCUCCAGAAUUAGUUUGAGUGAUGACACUUUGCUUUCACUUAGAUUCAGUGAUUAUAUGUUACUCCUCCACUAGAUUGUAUAUUCUUUGAAGCCAUUGUCUUUUCAGUAUGCUUAAUUUCCUUCAGGUAUGCUAAAACCUGAUUUAUUUGGGGGGAAAAAAAGACCAAGCUGAGUGAGUGUGAAGUUUAAAGUAAUAUGAUUUUCAAAAUAUUGAAUUAGCUUCUGACCUAAACUAGAGGUAUAGGUGGGCCUGCUUGAGGCCCACUUGUAUCCUUGUUUUUGUAGAAAGUGCUUUUAUUAUGUGCCUUUUUUACAAUCUUUCAUUGUUUGCACCCAGAACUGAAAGCAUUUUCCUCAGAUACCAGCUUUUGGCUAUCUUUGUUAAAUUAAUAGACUUUAAAGGUAUGAUCCAAAUUAAUGAUUUAAAUUUAAUUAUAGAUUGAAAUUUUUUCUCUUUUGUGACUUAAUUUUAAGAGCAGUCCUGACUUAAUUUGGGACCUGUAUAAAACAAUUAUGUGGUACUACUAAUUACUGAGUGGCAGUAUAGUAUAUAAUACGAUUGAGUUUAGCUAAUAUUUAGCUCGCCUCUGAGAAUUUUCAGACUACUUUUCAGUUUUAAAAACUACCCAUAUUUUAUGAACUACUCAGGAAAAUUUUCCCUUUUCAUUGCUUCUUCCUGUAGCACUCCCAAGGGCUGGGGCGUUUAGGAUAAACUAGAACAUUUUCAUGUGUUUAUGAAUACUUGUAUAAACUGAAAGUAUUUUGAUUUCCCACAAUCCUCCAAAGGACUGUUUAUUUAUUGGUAUGUUGUAUUGAUAUUUUAACUGUUACAUUGUCAGCAGUUGAGUUCAGUGAACAUUUGUCAAGGAGAGCCUACUUCUAAACACUGGAGACUAGAAGAGUAAGAUAUGGUCCAUGCCCCAAAAAGCUUGUUUUUGGUGGUAAGUUCUCUUAAGAUUUACUUUAUCUGAGCAACACUGGGAUUGAGGGAACAUACGAAGGCUACUGUCUUGGAAAUUUAUAAGGAAGUAUUUCUAUAAUAUUUAAAAAUGCCUGAGUCACAUCAGUCUGAAUAGAACAAGUUCAUGUGAAAAGUCUUUUCUUAAAGAAUGAUUGUCCCAUUUUAUAAUACAUUCUUUUUAAAAAGAAAACCUUUCGAUGUGUUUUAUACUUUUCUUACUUUUUAUCUGAAGCAUCCCUUUAGUCUUCUGGAAAAUGUCCUACAUAGAGCUACCCUACAAACUAUCAAAGUAAAUUUUCAUUGUAAAAUUAGACAGCUGUUUUUGUGCUAGCUAGCAACUCUAUGAGUCUGUAAGAUAUGAAAAACUACUCUUUAUUUUUUUUAUAUACUUCAGCAAACAUUUUGCAAACCAAUUAUAUAGUUGAGGAUGGUGCAUCUUGAUAUGUAUGAAGUUAAUACUUUGAAGUAAGCAAUCAGUCUAUUACCAUCAGAUCAUAGUUAUUUUAAAAAUAUUUUAAUAUGUACAUAUUAAAGUAUGUAUAGAAAAAUGUUAAUAAACAUGUUUAUCAGGUA